Molecule: messenger RNA, 2347 nt
Organism: Haliotis rufescens (red abalone)
Lineage: Eukaryota; Metazoa; Mollusca; Gastropoda; Lepetellida; Haliotidae
Exons: 5
Coding region: 705-1673 (322 amino acids)
Source: RefSeq, a predicted model, not a curated record
UUACUUAGCAACAGUUGGUGAAAAAUAACAAUCAGCCUAUGCUGAUUGAAAUCACUGAGUUCGAUCUCAUGCCAAUAUAAGCUCACAAUAAUACUUAGUAUUUUAAAUUUUAUCACCUAAAUGAGUAUAUUGGAGAAGGGAGAUAACAAGACUGGCUUUAUUGGAAGGUGGUUGGUGAAGGCAGAUAAGACGAUUUGCAAAUAUAUUGCCUGCCACAACUAUUACAUCGUUGUAAGGUUAUUUUCUUAAAAGAAAUUCAGGCUCAGAGUUAUAAAUAAAAUAUCGUCUGUUUUUGUAGGGCUGCUGAAAUCAUAUCAUAUCUCGAUACAAAAUCCCAGCUUCCCAGAAUACCAAAUGGGCGGUCCCUUAGCUAGCCGCCCUACAAUCGCUCACAUCACAAGAUGAAAACAUUGUAAAUGGCAUCAAAGCCGAAGCACUCGCAGUCGAAGAAGGAAUUAAGGUUGAACCUAAACACAUUGUUCAUUGUUCAUGAGACAAUUUUAUAGAAUACUGACUAACACACCCACACGCUAGACAUCUUCAAACGAGUACGUGUGACUUGUUCUGGUUCCAUGCUUAAACUGCAAGCAUAAAGGCGACAGUUAAAUUUUAAACAUGUUCCCUCAGGGUGAUUUGUUUUCACAGGCUUGUCUUUUACGAAACGGUACAUGGUUUAACGAUCAACUUGAAAGACAGAUGACCUGAUGCCAGAGUGCUUUAUCUUGAGACCUUUUGUUGGUUUUCUCUAUAUUUACUCCCUUAUGACCGAUAUCUUUUCUCAAGACUGUAGUUAUACUCAAGAGAUAUUUGCGUCACGUCUAAAUUAUUCCAUAAGAUAUUUUUUAGUUCUAUCUCCAUGGAGUGAUGGUGGUGUUUUUUUUAUACUCAGGGCUCUCCUUUGUGUUUUAUUUAUUUUUGAGACUGUUACUGAAUUGGCACUCUGCAGUAUGAAGGCUGCUGUGUCGGUUGUGAAUGCUGUUCUCGCAAUAUGGCUGCUGCAAGGUAUAUCAAGAUUGACCGAUGCUCAGAACACCACAGCGGUGGAGUGUCCAGUGGAGAUACCAGAUGGAUACUCAAUCGUCGGGAGUAAACGGUACCCUAAGACGCUGUACGUCACCUGUCAAGGGUGCAAUGGACAAGACAGCUGGGGGAACUCCAGAUGUAAAGAGGACGGCACCCGGGAUGAAGUCGUAUUACCUAACUGUACUGUUUCGUGCCUUAACAGUGAGAUGUUUUACAGAUGUAAGUCCUGGGUUAUACAAGAAUGUGCGUUCAACGUAGCCAGGUUCUGGGAGUUAUGUGGAAGGUCGUGUGAUACACCGGCACUCUGUCACAGAGAGUCUGGCGAGUCUGACUGCCAGUGCGGCAAGUAUGCUCAGGAUGGACGAUGCGAAACCGAGGCUGACAUCCGGAACAAUGUCUGCCCUUAUACCUGCUCUCUUAGAGCUAAUAUAACUUGUGGCGAUCCGAAUGUUCUCUUCUCUCACGCGGUGGCCUCACUUCAGACCACGCCACACUGGCUGGACAUAACAACAUUCAGAUGCGAGCCAGGCUACAUCAACAUGGGCCACGCGUCAUGGGUGGCUUGCAGCAUCAAUAGGACGUGGAUUAUACAUUCAAAUGUACAGACACCGCAUUGUGUUCGUAAGUUUUUCGUAACGGCAGUACUGUAGAUGCAUUGGUCACAUGAAGUGACAUCCAGCUCAUUGACACCAUCACGGCGGUACACGCCCUCACUGACACGUUGGUAGACGUCAUCACUGACACGUUGGUAGACGUCAUUACUGACACGGCGGUACACGCCAUCACUGACACGGUGGUAGACGUCAUCACUGACACGGUGGUAGAGGUCAUCACUGACACGGCGGUACACACAUUCACUGACACGACGGUACACACCAUCACUGACACGGUGGUACACACCAUCACUGACACGGUGGUACACACCAUCACUGACACGGUGGUACACACCAUCACUGACAAGGUGGUACACACCAUCACUGACACGACGGUACACACCAUCACUGGCACGGUGGUACACACCAUCACUGACACGGUGGUACAUACCAUCACUGACACGGCGGUACAAACCAUCACUGACACAGUGGUACACACCAUCACUGACACGGCGGUACACACCAUCACUGACAUGGUGGUACACACCACCACUGACACGGUGGUACACACCAUCACUGACACAGCGGUUUGUAAAUAAGCGAGUCUGGGCCUUGUUUGUUGUUUGUUUCUUGCUUCACUCCGCACUCAGGAAUGCUCCAGCUAUAUGAAAGCUGUCUGUAAAUUAUCGAGUCUGGACCAGACAAUCCAGUGUUUGAUGUCAUGAGCAUCG